Molecule: messenger RNA, 689 nt
Organism: Hibiscus syriacus
Lineage: Eukaryota; Viridiplantae; Streptophyta; Magnoliopsida; Malvales; Malvaceae
Product: 3-oxoacyl-[acyl-carrier-protein] reductase 1, chloroplastic-like
Exons: 4
Coding region: 198-674 (158 amino acids)
Source: RefSeq, a predicted model, not a curated record
CCCACUCUCUUAGUUUAACACUCUCCGGACUUCCCAAAGCUAGAGCCAAACAACAUUUCAAAACGCAAUAUUAAACCUGAAUUCUUUUUCUCCUCACUUUCAGCUUUGUUUAAAGCCUUCAUUUUCUGGCUACUCUCUUUGCUUCUCGUUCUUAUUCUCUCCUCGCUGUUCGCGUAUUCCACCGAGCUCCGAUCCCGAUGGCUGCUGUUUCCGGAUCCAAUGUUGUUUCUCUGAAAUCCGCCUCGAGGUUUGCUGAUUCCAGUGACCGUAAGUUUGUUCAGGUUAGGCAAUGGUCUCCGAUUUCUGGUGGCUUCGGAUCGGUUCAGACUCGACCGAGCAUCGGACUCCAAUGCAAAUCGAGACGGUCGUUUGCUUCAUCCGGUGUAAAAGCUCAGGUUGCCACUUUUGAACAAGCUAGCUCUGAAGCGGCUCAAAAAGUGGAAGCUCCCGUAGCCAUAGUUCCUGAAGCUUCUAGAGGCAUCGAUAAAGCAGUUGCAUUGACUCUAGGUAAAGCAGGUUGCAAGGUCCUAGUGAAUUAUGCCAGAUCAUCGAAGGAGGCUGAGGAAGUUUUGAAAGAGAUCGAGUCAUAUGGUGGUCAGGCUGUUACUUUUGGUGGAGAUGAGAGGCGUUGUUCAACAAGUUUCAUGAUGGAAGGUCUUACAGGGAUUCUCUGACUGGUGCUAGAAGUU